Cinclus cinclus is the source of this 1308-nucleotide messenger RNA. RefSeq names its product POU class 3 homeobox 2 (gene POU3F2). Lineage: Eukaryota; Metazoa; Chordata; Aves; Passeriformes; Cinclidae. Gene Ontology annotation, biological process: regulation of transcription by RNA polymerase II; brain development. Gene Ontology annotation, molecular function: RNA polymerase II cis-regulatory region sequence-specific DNA binding; DNA-binding transcription factor activity, RNA polymerase II-specific. Gene Ontology annotation, cellular component: nucleus. The record is from RefSeq and is a predicted model, not a curated record. The transcript has a single exon. Bases 1 to 1308 code for a protein of 435 amino acids.
AUGGCGACCGCAGCCUCCAACCACUACAGCCUGCUCGCCUCCGGCUCCCCCAUGGUGCACGCCGAGCCGCCCGGCGGCAUGCAGCCCGGCGGCGGCUACCGCGACGCCGGCGCCCUGGUGCAGGCGGACUACGCGCUGCAGAGCAACGGGCACCCGCUGAGCCACGCUCACCAGUGGAUCGCGGCGCUGUCCCACGGCGGCCCCGGCGGCGGCGGCGGCGGCGGCGGCGGCGGGGGAGGCGGCGGCGGCGGCGGCGGCGAGGCGCCCUGGUCGGCGGGCGCGCUCGGCCAGCCCGACAUCAAGCCGGCGGUGGUGCAAGCGGGCGGGCGCGGCGACGAGCUGCCGCCGCCGCCGCAGCACCCGCCGCCGGGGCGGGCGCCGCACCUGGUGCACCACGGCGGCGGCGGCGGAGGGCACCACGCGGCGGCGGCGGCGGCGGCGGCGGCGGCGGCGUGGCGGGCGGGCGGCGCGGCGCACCUGCCGCCCGGCAUGGCCGCGGCCAACGGCGCUCAGGCGGGGCUGCUCUACUCGCAGCCUCCCGGCUUCACCGUCAACGGGAUGCUGGGCGCCGGGCAGCCGGGGCUGCACCACCACGGCCUGCGCGACGCCCACGAGGAGCCGCCGCCGGGGCCGCCGCACCACGGCCCCGAGCACCCGCCGCCGCCCCACGGCCCCCACCCCGGGGCGGCCGGGCCGGCACCGUCCGCCGCCGCCGCCGCGCCUCCCGGCCCGCCGCCGCACCACGACCCGCACUCCGACGAGGACACGCCGACCUCGGACGACCUGGAGCAGUUCGCCAAGCAGUUCAAGCAGCGGCGCAUCAAACUGGGAUUUACCCAAGCGGACGUGGGGCUGGCGCUGGGCACCCUCUACGGAAACGUCUUCUCGCAGACCACCAUCUGCCGCUUCGAGGCCCUGCAGCUCAGCUUCAAGAACAUGUGCAAGCUGAAGCCUUUGUUGAACAAGUGGUUGGAGGAGGCGGACUCCUCCUCGGGCAGCCCCACCAGCAUAGACAAGAUCGCGGCGCAGGGCCGCAAGCGGAAAAAGCGCACCUCCAUCGAGGUGAGCGUCAAGGGCGCGCUGGAGAGCCACUUCCUCAAGUGCCCCAAGCCCUCCGCCCAGGAGAUCACCUCGCUCGCGGACAGCCUACAGCUGGAGAAGGAGGUGGUGAGAGUGUGGUUUUGUAACAGGAGACAGAAAGAGAAGCGCAUGACUCCCCCGGGAGGGACGCUGCCGGGCGCCGAGGACGUGUACGGGGCCAGCAGGGACACGCCGCCGCACCACGGGGUGCAGACCCCCGUGCAGUGA